AUGUCAUCACCACUAUCAUCGGCAAUGAUAUCCGGCUCCACAUCAUCAUCGUCGUCAUCAUCCCGCAUGCUUCACCGCUUUCAACAUGCAGCUAAACCAGAUGGCUCUCUCACCCUCUUUGUCAUUGGUGACUGGGGACGAAGAGGCACCUACAAUCAAUCUCAACUUGCAUUUCAGAUGGGUAUUGUUGGAAAGGAAUUGGACAUCGAUUUUGUGAUAUCAACGGGCGAUAAUAUUUACCCGAGUGGUUUAAAAGGAACAGAUGAUGCAGCCUUUGACUAUUCAUUCACUCAAAUAUAUACUGCUCCAAGCUUGCAGAAGCUAUGGUACACUGUGCUGGGUAACCAUGAUUACAGGGGAGAUGCUCUGGAGCAGCUGAGUCCUGUUCUUAGACACAUUGAUAAGAGAUGGAUAUGCUUGAGAUCUUAUGUUGUGGAUGCACAGGUAGCUGAGUUUUUCUUUCUUGAUACAACUCCCUUUGUGGACAAGUACUUCACUCAACCUCCACAACAUACAUGUUAUGAUUGGAGAGGAGUAUUGCCUAGAAACCGAUACAUUUCCAAUCUCCUCAGGGACCUUCAUUUCGCUCUCAAACGAUCAAAUGCAAACUGGAAGAUUGUGGUGGGUCACCAUACUAUUCGAAGCGCCGGCUUCCACGGUAACACACUAGAGCUUCAAAACCUUCUUCUCCCUAUUCUUCAGGAAAACAACGUUGAUCUUUACAUAAAUGGACACGAUCACUGCCUACAGCACAUAAGCAGUCUUGAAAGUCCAAUCCAGUUUUUAACUAGCGGUGGUGGGUCAAAGGCAUGGAGGGGUGUCAUGAACUGGUGGAAGCCAGAAGAGAUGAAGUUCUAUUAUGAUCGACAAGGAUUCAUGUCUCUUCAGCUUAUUCAAACUCAAUUACAUAUUGCAUUCUAUGAUGUCUUUGGCAAUGUUCUACACAAAUGGACCACCUCUAAGCACAUUCAUUUUUCAACCGUCUGACCAACUUCAAACAGUGGUUCGUUUGGUUUCAUAUUUACCUACUAAAUAUGUAGUAUUAGUAUAUGUAC
Messenger RNA from Arachis duranensis, 1055 nucleotides. RefSeq names its product purple acid phosphatase 4-like. The record is from RefSeq and is a predicted model, not a curated record. Gene Ontology annotation, molecular function: ferric iron binding; acid phosphatase activity; ferrous iron binding. NCBI's taxonomy places the organism in Eukaryota, Viridiplantae, Streptophyta, Magnoliopsida, Fabales, Fabaceae.